Ceutorhynchus assimilis (cabbage seed weevil) is the source of this 537-nucleotide messenger RNA. NCBI's taxonomy places the organism in Eukaryota, Metazoa, Arthropoda, Insecta, Coleoptera, Curculionidae. The record is from the annotation of a GenBank genome assembly.
AUGUCUUCGGGUGACCCAAUAGUGGACUCACUCAUUAAUGUUGAGGCAAUGGUUUGGCUUAGCUCUAAUUUCAUCGCUCUCGCAGCAGUUGUUCAAAAUAUCUUCUAUAUACAUCCGCCAUCAGAUGUCCGAAAUAUCAAGGCUCAGCUGAAAACGGAUAGCUAUUCCAACGAUUUAUGGAUUCCGCUUUACUACCGCCUCAUAGACAAUGAUCGUACACGCACUUUCCAGACAGUACUUCCAGAAUCGCGGACUAGAUUAUACCGGUAUAAAUUGCGAGUGGAAUUCCUGAACAACAGCAUUUUAGAUAGCAGGGAAUGGACAACUAUCGGAAUUGGUCCGCAGCAAGAAACCAUCUCCAAAAUCCUGUGUAGAAACGAAACUAUAAACUCCACUUCAACCGAUUCUAGACCUGAUGCAUCUAUUUACUUAAUCUAUACCUGUAUAAUAACCAUAGCUGUAGUUUUCGGUAUUUUAUUGUCUAGAAUGUUUUACCUAAUUAUAGGAAAAAGCAAAUGUGAUUAUUUUAAGGUUUAA